Mercenaria mercenaria is the source of this 4441-nucleotide messenger RNA. RefSeq names its product glycine receptor subunit alphaZ1-like. Gene Ontology annotation, cellular component: synapse; membrane; neuron projection. The transcript has 10 exons. Gene Ontology annotation, molecular function: neurotransmitter receptor activity; extracellular ligand-gated monoatomic ion channel activity; chloride channel activity. Bases 168 to 1451 code for a protein of 427 amino acids. Lineage: Eukaryota; Metazoa; Mollusca; Bivalvia; Venerida; Veneridae. The record is from RefSeq and is a predicted model, not a curated record. Gene Ontology annotation, biological process: chemical synaptic transmission; chloride transmembrane transport; regulation of membrane potential.
AAAUGAGUUCCACGGAGCUAGCGUAUCAGUGAAAUAGAAAUAGUAAAGGAAAAACGGAAAUGAAUCUGUUGAAAAGUAUGAACGUGUGGCUGCUGUUAACCUGCAAUCUAUUUCUGUGUGUAGUGGAUAUUUAGCAAUCAGACAUGAGACCAUCCUAAAUCACAGACAUGACGAAGUUAGACGUAUUGUUCAUCCACGCGCUUUUCGUCCUCGUACAAUAUGAGUGUAUAUGUGAUGAACUUCCUGUAAAAGCAGCAUCACCAGUUGCAGCCGGUGCCAGGUCUCAAUACCACACUAUUUCUAAAUCUUACAGACAAAGAACGCUUGAUGAAUUACUAAACAACUACGACCCAAGGAUACCUCCAAACUACGAAGACGAUUUUCCAGUGACAGUUCUGGUGCAGCUUCAUAUUACAAAUAUAGACAGUAUAAGUGAAUCGAGUAUGGACUAUUCAGUUGGAAUGUUUUUGCGACAAACAUGGAACGACAGCAGACUCGCGUAUCGGAAAAUUCCCAAGCUCAGGUCCUUGGAACUUGAUUCACGCCUAAUGGACAACAUCUGGGUUCCUGAUUUAUUCAUUGCCAAUGAAAAAGAUGCUCAAUUUCAUUUAGUUACAGUGCCGAAUAAGCUUAUGCAUAUUUAUCCAGAAGGACGGGUCCAAUACAGUGUAAGAAUAUCUGCGACACUACAGUGUAAUAUGGAUCUGAGGAAAUAUCCACUGGAUUCACAGAUAUGUUAUGUCAUGAUGGAAAGCUACGGUUACAGUACAGAGGUUCUUCAGUUCCGCUGGAAUCCUAGCCCAGUAUCCAGAGACUCCAGGCUGCAGUUAGCCCAAUUUGAGCUGGGCGGCAUGCGAACGUAUCAAUGUGAUAAACAAUACGUAUCAUUAAAUUACACCUGCAUCACCUUGGAUUUUGAGCUGAAAAGAAGUUUUGGCUACUAUAUAACACAGAUAUACAUUCCGAGUAUACUUAUUAUUUGCCUCUCAUGGGUCUCGUUCUGGCUAGACAUGGACGCUGUACCGGCCAGAAUAUCUCUGGGAUUAUUGACUGUACUUACCAUGACCACACAAAGUGCGGGCGCGAGAUCAUCACUUCCUAAAGUGUCAUAUGUUAAAGCAAUCGACAUCUGGAUGGCAACAUGUUUGCUGUUUGUAUUCGCCGCCUUGAUAGAAUUUGCAUAUGUAAAUGUGCAUUCACGUGUGGAGAAACGUAGACGUCAGAGCUGCGUUGGGUCUCAAAAACUAAAUAAUGGAAACGAUCCUGAUAACGAGGGUGAAUACGAAAAGAGACACCAGUCAAGAUUCCGAAUGUUUAUGCCAAGCAGAGAAAAAGCCAGGACAUGUGAUCGAAUAUCAAGAAUUGCUUUUCCUAGUGUUUUCUUUGUUUUCAAUAUAAUCUACUGGUGUAUUUAUGCAAUAUGGACACCUGAAAAUACCACAUUUUCUUGAAAUAUAGUUCAGUUGAGUUUAAAAAUCUUGAUUAAUCACAAAUUCAACAUAAACAAAUAUAAGUUGAUAUUGCUCAGUCUCUAGAGUUUGAAUAGGUGUUGCUAGUGAGCAGCUAUUGCUGCUAUGACGUCCACUAUAGGUGAUUUGAGAGUUGCAGACCUUCUAUGUUUUAAGAGAAGGAAACAAUAUUCAGUGAUACAUCGAUAUAUUUAGUGAUACAUCGAUAUCUGACAGAGAACCAUUGCUAACAUGAUUAUUCAGAAUACGUAAAAACAUAAUGCGACAUGAAUGACUAUAUAACAGUUUUGUAACGAUGGAACAGAAACGGAUAAAUACUUAUUCUAAUAUGACUAACAAUGGUUAAUCAUCACAACGAUAUUAUGCUGACGUACGGUCGACGCGAUAUUUAGUGCCGUGUACGCAUGAAAAAAUUUAAUCAAAUACUUUACUUAAACACAUGAUUAAAACGAAAUGUCACAUAGCAUAACUGUCUAAAUUAAUUUACACACACUCUGGGUUGGUUAUUAAUUUUGCAAAAUAAUACGCCAUCAUUUGUGCCCUAAUGGAACUAUUCCGCAAGACGUAUUACCAUUCCUGUCCUGGCGUAUAUACAUGUAAACAAAGGAGCGUGGCGACCUACCAUUUGGCGCCAUACAUGCGCCAAUAGGCAGUUCUAUCAUAUUUUAUCUAAAUUUUACAAUAAAAGAUAUAUAAGACAUUUAUAGCAAAAUCGUGUUUGAACACUAUUUAUACACUCGGGCGGUUAUACGCCGUACGAAAUAAUUUCAUUCGGGAUGCGCCCUCGAGAAAUUAUUACGCCCGACGUAUAACCGCCCUUCGUGUUUUGCUAUAAAUUAUUUAUUAAACAAAGCGUAGAUCUGUUUCAUAAAUAAAGGCAUUAAAGGUUAUCUGAAAUCGUAUCAAACAUAGAAUGACACUUAUGAGAAAUAAUAGGAUAGUUUCGAAAGUUGGAGAACCGUUUUUUCUUUUAUGCUGGACAGGAUUUUACCCGUGUUAUCGCCAGUGCUGAAAACAUCGUCAAACAGUCCGAGGUGUAAGAGACUCACAUGCUGUAAUGUAUGAAUUGAUGUAUAAAUUCAUAGGCUACUAUAACAAAAUAAUGCUUAAACGAAAAGCUUAGUUUUAUUUUAUUUCUUCCAUUAUUUGAAGAAAUACGGUAUGCAAGAAAAAGAGCAAACAAAUACCCUCGAGCAAGAAAUGUCUAUCAUCCAAAACCUUUUAUCAGUGGAGAUAAUGUAUGGUGCCAGACCUGUCUAUUCUGUUUUAAAUAGUAUUAAAAGUAUUGCUAGAUAAUUGAGUUCACAUAAUGGUGAUGAUAUUCUUAAUUAGCCAGUAUACAUGUAAAUGUUAUUUAAUACCAUGCGCCUACUUAGAAUAAUAAAACUAAGAGUCAGUCAUACAUACUGGUAGGGAUAUUAGCAACUUUUUGAUACAAAGUGAAAAACAUGACAAAAACACACAUAUACACAUAUUAACUGUACACAAUGCUUUUACAGAAGACAAAAUUACUAAACGUCAACGAGAACAGACCAGACGACAAUAUAUAUUACAACAAUGCUGUUUAGAAGGUCUAAAAUGAAAUUCAAUGUUUUAAUCAAAUGAAAGGCUGGUAAUAUGAUUCCAGAAUCUUUCGUACUUAACUUAUCAUGAUGUCGUUCUACAAGUUAAAUGAAUAUACCUAAUGCAAGUGUUUUAUUGACUAUUGUAACAUAUAAAAUGAAUGUGACACAGUAGAAUACAAAUACAUGUGGAGUUUUUCUAUGUAAACUAGUAUUAACAAUGCCCAUGUGUAUAAUGAAUAACGGUUUGAAGAAGACGAGAGAAACGAUGGGGUAAUCAAAUAAUCUAGAUUUCGACUCCGUAUGAAUAUGUGAAAACAUUAACUUUACUUUAACCUUAUCAGAUCUUGUUUGCAUAUUUUUUGCCUAACUGUCAAAUAUGCUUCCAAAGAUUUGAUGAAUAGCAGUGUAUAUUUUCAGUCUAGCGGCCGUUACAUGUCAUGCAUAAAAGCCUUCAAUUUGAACUGGAUCUAGAGGCUUGAAUGGUGUUGCACAUCACAUUACCUCUUAUGAGCAGGCUGAUUCAACACAGACUUUGCUAACAUUGAUUUGUUACUUUUACCCGGCUACUCUAUCUGACCGUAAAAUAAGUUCUAAGUAUACCCAUCUCUUUGGGCAAUAUCGUUAACUGUUCAUUUAUAUGCACCUCUUAACUGCUUCCGCAAUGUGUGCUUGCUACUCAAGAAGAAGUAGAACUUGAUUUUUAUAGCAAUAUUCGGAACAUUAAAAUUAUCCAAACGGUUUUUGUGUUUGCAAUUAUGUGUAAACAUGUAACAGACUUCUGUAACUUUUUUAAAUAUACAUGGCAGGUACCUCUUCGCAUUAUUCUUGAGAAAAACACUCAAAAAAGCUCAAACUAAUACAUUUUUUAAAGAUUUUCUCCACUCAUUUCACUGUGUACUGUCUCCCUUGGCUAAUAAAUGAGUACAUUACUUCUAUUCUAAAUAUAAUUUCCCCGAAAUGAAGAUAUAAGAAGAACAACUGGGGCCUCAAUUUACAUUUUUUACCAUUAAAGUACACAGCAUUGACACACAUUUUAACAAGGUCAUUACAUUAUUAACAGAAGUGAUGAGGAAGAAUAUUGCAUUGAAUACAUUUUUGAGUUGAAAUCAUUUUAUUGUUUCUUUGCGUUUUAUGUAUCUAAACCUCCAAAAUGAUGUAACUAUAACAAACGUAACAAGCUAAUAAUGACCUGUACAAAACAAACACGAGUGAGUAUUCACUCAAACAAGUAAAAGUAAUUCAUUAUUUAUUGAGCAUACCAAAUGAUAAAAAAACAUUCAAAAGACGAAUGCUGAAUGAUUGUAUAAAAUUAUUUAUUGAAACUUAAGUCUCGCAUUAUCAUGAACAUGAUUUGUUUAACCCUUACUCGGUUACUCUUAUAUAUAUAUAUCAUUAUCAUUAUCAUUA